AUGGCACAUGUGGCAACCCGGCGGGCUCCUAAUUGCUUCAAUUUCCUCCGCCAGAUGGAGGUGCUAACAAAAGCUGGUGACGCAGGCAGCAACUUCAAGGCCACUGCUGUUGCACGGGCCUUCAACAUAGGACGGGCAGAGUCUACCGCAGUGAGUCAUCUCAUUGAGAGGAUCUCCAAGCCAGUGGUCGCAGAGCUGAAGGAGGCCAGUCGAUGCCGCGGGAUGCGGCAAUGGCUGACCCAUGAAGUGAUCGCCAAGGAGGCCUUCAAUACGAGUUGGUCAUCAGGGACGGGCGCUUUCGCUGCUUGGUCGGUUGAACUGACGAAUGAUGCCGACGACUGUUUGGUGAAAAUGUUCAUCGAACGACUGAAGAAAGAUUGGGACCGACUUCCUCCUGGCCUAAAGAAACCAUGGGUGUUCAAAGAUGCUCUCCAAGUCCACGCAUCAUGCGGGGGCUUCAUCACAAUCUUGGAGACUUUGCGGAAAAACAUCCCGAAGGCUGACUAUGACACAGCUGUCACCACAUUGCAGGAACAAUUCAGUUUGGGCUACUUGGACCCAGAUAUUGUAGCGUUCCUGGAAAACGGCGUCCCUCCUGUCCAGCUGGCGGAGGUCAAUUUUGUGAGGAACAUCGUGACCUCUGUGGAGCAGCGGAAGCAGAACGAAAUGCACGAGAAGGAGCGGGAGUUGGCGGAACGUGUGGCGGCUGCUACAGUGGAACAGAUCCGCCACAAGUUCAACCAAGAUGUCGACACAUUGAAAGCAAGAACCCAAUGCCGCGAUGAGCUCGCGUUGGAAGCUGCGAAAGAUGCCAAGUAUCUUGCUCAACGGCAAUCGAAUCUUAGCGUGUUCGUGAUGGCGAGCCUGGAUUGCUGUGUAUGGCCUUCUAAUAGCGCCUACCUCGAGAACUGCUUGCAAACAUUCCGCUCAAUCCUGGCAAUGUCAUCUCAGAAUGCUGGGCACUUGCAAUUACCGCUAGCUCAGCAGCAGACUGCCAACACUGCGGUGUUGAAACACCGAAACCGUUUGCAGUACUUCAUGCUUGAGGCCAAGCUUGACCCAACGAUGGAGGUGGCGUUGAUCUUUGACAGAUCCAAUGUGACGACUGAGAAAGAUAAAAGGAAGUCAACGCAUCCAUGCCACUUUGUGACGGCAGAGGCUCACACAUCUAAUGCGUGGCGCAGCAGUGCAGUUCCGGAAUCUGGCACGAUUGGACCGUGCCCCCUGAUUCGCUGCACGGACAUGUUUGGGUAUGACCCGGAUUGCAGGCCAGGGCCAGCAGCAAGAACUGAGCAGUUUCUUGGCGUGCCAGCGCACUUGCAAAUUGUGCAGAACUACCUGCGCGGGAUGGCGUUUGGGGACAAGGAUGUGGUGGUAUGGGUGGACAUCUUGCCGAACAGGUACUGCGAGUUCGGCCGUGCUGUGUUGGGGCGCCUAUUGGAUUCCAAUGCAGGCCGCCCACCUGUCUUCUACUAUGGCUGCUUGCGUGACGAUCAAAAAGAUGUCAAGGAGGCAUUGGAGGACCUCGUGUACAACUUCUGGGACCAGUCGGAUGCUGCGCCGCCCAAAUCAAGGCCAGUGGAGACAGUGGCUGACCCAGAUCUGGUGCUGCUGAGCUGGUCCAACGGUCAACCAGCCUUUCCAGAACAAUUGCUCAGCAAAUUUUCUGAAGGAUCAGCGGGGCACAAAAGCAUCCACGACAUGCAGAAGGAGCUUCUCACCAUGUUCCCCAAUGCACAGGUCCAGGGCUCCCCAGGAACAGGAAGAGGCGGGAACCCACGAGCGACGGGCAGGCCUGACUACACUAUCGACGGCGGAGGGAGGCCCUUGGACUUUACCCGAGCACUGGACAAGACCAUUACUCCCAAGAGCUCCUUCAGUGCGGAGAGGAAGGUGUAUGUGGCAGCUGCCAAAGGAAAACCGUCUUUGGUGCUUGACACCAACUACGCUCUGUGGGUUGGCAAUGAGACGGACGAGGAGACGACUUUUGCACCCUCUGAGAUUGCUGGCUUCAACCUUGGAACGUUUGAGGAGAAGGUGGUUUCAGGCAUGGGUGAGAAGGAGCUCUCAGGCAUCCCUUUUCGGUUUCCCAGCGAUCUUUGCCUUGUCUGCUACGAGAAGAAAUUGAUGUCUCUGGCCGACUUUGCUCAUCAGAUUUGCACAGUGCACGGAGUAGCUGAUUUUGAGCUUGCUUGCCACCAGAUCUCUCAAAAGAUGUACCCAGUGACAAGGUUGCAACAAGUCCUUUCAGGCUAA
Durusdinium trenchii is the source of this 2256-nucleotide messenger RNA. The record is from the annotation of a GenBank genome assembly. Lineage: Eukaryota; Dinophyceae; Suessiales; Symbiodiniaceae.